Molecule: messenger RNA, 2319 nt
Organism: Anopheles coluzzii
Lineage: Eukaryota; Metazoa; Arthropoda; Insecta; Diptera; Culicidae
Product: probable cytochrome P450 305a1
Exons: 3
Coding region: 628-2154 (508 amino acids)
Biological process (GO): xenobiotic metabolic process
Cellular component (GO): intracellular membrane-bounded organelle; cytoplasm
Molecular function (GO): oxidoreductase activity, acting on paired donors, with incorporation or reduction of molecular oxygen, reduced flavin or flavoprotein as one donor, and incorporation of one atom of oxygen; iron ion binding; heme binding
Source: RefSeq, a predicted model, not a curated record
GAUCUACUGGAGUAGAUGCAGCGGAUCACAGAGCUUGACCCAGGUUCCGGACGCCACGGCUGAAGCUGGAGCCACCGCGUUCUACAAACAAAUCACUCACGUGUGCAACAAGACAAACAACAAACGGGCGUUUUUAGCUUGUUUGGCUUUCAAUAGGUGUGUGUGUUUGAAGGUGAGUGAGUGUGAGAUCUCGCGCGAACGAGAAAGACGCCAACGGUCGCAUAAAGAACUGAUCAAGAUCAAGAGCCGUUUUCAAUAGUUGGAAUGGGUUCGUGAUGUAAUGUUCAUUUUCAUUCACAAAAACGAAUAGAAGCCGGUCGUUUUGAGCUGAGAAUUUAGUAGGAUCAAUUACAAAGUGCUGAUACUAAGAAGUAGACACUCAAAUACUGAAAAUAACACGCUCUAAACAAGGAAGCAUAUUGCGUGACGAUGCGAUCGGCACGCAUCACCCUCCGAAACGGUCAUCGAACCCAAACGGUACACGAACCCAAGUGGCACUGCAGUUUGAGAACAAAGAUGGUGUCUAUAUUUAAACACCCGCAGGUCCUUACCUUCACAUCAGAACUCAAGUGCAUCCUGUACAAGCAACGCUAGUCCUUUGGAAGAGCAUCCAGAACGAUCCUCACAAUGAUCACACUAACGUUGGCAGCAUUGGCGCUGAUUUUGCUGGUAGCAUUUCUCGUGAAGGAACUAUGGCGUCCAGCAAACUAUCCUCCGGGUCCGAGAUGGUUGCCGAUCGUGGGGAAUACAUCACUGAUACGCAGGAUGGCCUCCCAGCAUGGCGGACUGUUGGCGAACGUGUUCGAUAAGCUGUCGGAAUCGUACCAGAGCAGUGUGAUAGGCUUGAAGCUGGGCCGUGAGCGUGUGGUGGUGGACCUGGGAUACGCUGAAGUGAAGGACAUUCUCUGCAACGAAGCGUUCCAGGGUCGACCGGACAAUUUCUUCAUUCGGUUGCGUACAUUGGGAACAAGAUUGGGCAUCACCUGUACGGAUGGAUCGUUCUGGAACGAGCAGCGAAGCUUCGUCACACGACACCUCCGCCAGGUGGGCUACGGACGGCAGGCGAUGCACGAACAGAUCCAAACCGAGCUGACCGAACUGCUGGACGUGUUGGACAGCCGUGCGGAGCAACCGCUCUGGCCAGGAUCGAUCCUCGCGCUCAGCGUCAUCAACGUGCUGUGGACGAUCGUGACUGGCUCUCGAGUGGCCCGAGAAGAUGAUCGAUUGCAGCGACUGCUCGAGUUGCUUCAGGAACGCUCAAAAGUAUUCGACAUGGCCGGUGGAACCUUAAACCAGCUGCCCUGGUUGCGUUUCAUCGCCCCGGAAUGGAGCGGCUACAAUCUGGUACGUCGUUUCAACAAGCAGCUGACCGAGUUCUUCUAUCCCACGAUCGAGGAGCACAAAGGAGACUUUAGCGAGGACAAAGCAGUGGACGAUCUGAUCUAUGCGUACAUCAAGGAAAUGCGGGACCGGGAAGGAACCUCCAACAAUGGCAACAACUUCACUGAGGUGCAGCUGACGAUGAUCAUCCUGGAUAUAUUCAUCGCCGGUGGACAGACGACGAGUGCCACGCUUGAUCUCGCGCUCAUGAUGAUGAUCGUUCAUCCGGAAGUGCAGGACAAGGUGCAUCGGGAGAUUGAUAGUCAGCUGGAGCCCAACGCCAUCCCUCAUUAUGACGAUCAGCUGAAGUUGCCGUAUGUUGAGGCAUUCCUGCUGGAAGUCCAACGUUACUUUAGCAUCGUUCCGGUGAAUGGACCAAGACGAGCAGUCGUUGACUGUACACUGGGCGGGUAUCGAGUACCAAAGGACACGACCGUGCUGAUGGGACUGCGCAACGUGCACAUGGAUCCGGAGCAUUGGGGCGAUCCGGAAGUGUUUCGACCGGAACGGUUCCUGGACGAGCAGCGGCAGAUCGUCAACACGGAACGGUUGCUGCCGUUUGGACAGGGCAAGCGACGGUGUCUGGGGGAAACGUUGGCACGCUCGUGUCUGUUUACGUUCUUCGUGGGUGUGAUGAAGCGUUUCUGUCUGGUGGGGACGGACGAAGGGUCGGAGGAUGGCACGAGUAUGGCACCGUCGUUGACGCUGAAGCCAGGAAUCACUCUAUCGGCGAAACCGUACCAUGUGGUGUUUCAGCCGAGAAAGCGAACGUAGUUGGAAGAUUGAGCUGUACAUUUCCAGCUGUCCCAUAAUUCAACAAGCCAUCCACUACAACCCUGACUAAUCCGUCCUCUCUUGAUAUGAUAAGUCGCGCGAUGGUUCUGCCGGACUAUGAGGGAUGAAAUGGACAUUUGUACAGUACAUAUACGCUACCAAAAU